AAAGCAAGGGCGCCGCGCGUGGGAAGCAAUGUGGAUCCCAUGAGGCGAUGGAUUUGCAUGAAGGCCACCAGUAUUUGCCAGCAGGAUGUGUUGCCAUUGCCCGGAUUCUUGCUUCUUGGAAGCGCGAUUCGAUCCAGGAGGCAGCAGGAGCGCAAUCGGCAGCAGCAACAACAGCAGCAAUCUAGGGCGAGUAGCAGCGGUAUGAUGGGUGAGAAUCACACGACGAGUAGCAGCGGCGGUGGCAGGAGAAUGGGGGGAUUAUCGCGAGGUGAGGGCUUUCGAUUCGAAUCGCCAAAGAGAUUAUCGUCUAGGGGCAAGAAGAGCGAGGAAGCUGACGCGACGGAGCUGGGCCGGCGAUUCCAGAACGCGGUCAGCUGCCAUGACUGGGAGAUGGCCGAGAGCUUCAUCCCUUUGGCGGAUCCACAGCGCCUCAACGAUGGUUUGUGCGUAGCGCUCGACUCUUUGUGGUUCUUAAGCACCGAGGACGAGCUCUCCGGCGCAAUGCGGCUGAUCGAGAAGCUCAUCCAUGCCGGCGCCGACGAUUUCACGCGAGCAACGCUGCGUACUUCCUUCUUGGUUUCGUGCGUCUCGGCUUGUAGAAGCCGGACUAUGUCUCUCUCGGACACGGUGACCGUCAUGGCUCAAAGGCUACACGAUAGACUAAAGGAAAGUAACGAGGACGAAGACAUGAAAGCUGACGCUGCUGCCAAGGUGCAAAGAUUCACAGACUGGGCGCUCAAGUGCAUUGGCUCUCACUCGAGAGGCAAAGGGAAGUUCAGUCGAGGGGAAGGCAGCCGCGGUCUCCAGAGCUCCAUCGUCGAGUCGAGGAUGCAGCUCAUGGCUUUCAAGAGGUUUCUAGAGCUGGCCGGAAACAAGCUGACUGUGAAGGAUAUCACGGAAGCUUUCGACGCUGCGUGCUUUCCACUCACGCUCUUCUCCAACGCGAUUGAUCCGGGGUGGGCGACGGGGAUUGCCGCGACUGCCAUGCAGGGACUCUUAGGAAUCCUCGUGGAGGCGGGUGCUGAUAAUGUCAACCAGUGCUUCCUCGAGGCCUCGCGAUUUGGAAGCACCGAGCUCGUUCGAAUUCUUCUACAGAUCGCUCGAAGAAGCAAUGUCGAGUUGGACGUAGACUUGGCUCUGGGAUUCGCUGCUCACUACUGCAAGAUCAACACCAUGGAAUGCCUGGUGGAAGACGGCGGAGCCGACGCAUUCUUGGGACCCCUGAUGAGAGCCGCGGAGAGAGGUUCGAUGCAAGUGGUGCUGUGGUUUGUGGAGCGCGGCUGCAAGGACAUGGAACUCUGCCUGGCUCUUACAGCGGCGGCGGCAAGCUGCCGCCUCGAGGUGGCGGACUAUCUCCUGGCUCGAGUUCCCAGAUACGUCUUGCAAACUCUCAGCGUGGAGAUCAUCAAAGCCGCGGGAGAACGAAGCAGCGGGUCACUGGGAGGCAUCGCGUUCCUGCUCCAGUCGGAUUUCUUGAGCAAUCCAGAGGCGACUUACAGGCUCGCAGAUACGAUCUCGCGCUCCGAGGACGAGGCCAUCACUCCGGAGCUGCGGAGCUUCUUGCAAGAACAGUGGUCCGAGGCAGCGUUUGCGAGGGGACGGAGGCUGGGCGAGGUACACCACUUGAAUGUGAUGAGAGUUCUCAAGAAGGGGAACUCGGCGCUUCAUCUGGACGAGCUCCCGCUCCAGCUCCAGGUGAUCAUCGCUUACAUUCCGCUCUACAAGGAAUGCGUCGCCGCCAAGGGGGUGAUCUUGUCGCAGCUGCUGCGAGGCCAAUUGUUUGAUGCGGCGCUGCGAUUGAGCGCCGGGACGCUCCCGGGGACUGAGGACAUGCUCCUCAAAUCCAACAAGCAGACGCUCCUCUCCAUCGUCCAGUCGCGCUUCCCCACCUUCUUGCUGUGGAAGCAAGAGCCCUAACUUUUGAAUUUGAAAAGAUCCGAAGGAGAUUCCUCCAGCCAGCGGUGGCGAUUUUCUCAGCCCA
Selaginella moellendorffii is the source of this 1981-nucleotide messenger RNA. Its product is annotated as ankyrin repeat protein SKIP35. The transcript has 3 exons. The record is from RefSeq and is a predicted model, not a curated record. Bases 40 to 1917 code for a protein of 625 amino acids. NCBI's taxonomy places the organism in Eukaryota, Viridiplantae, Streptophyta, Lycopodiopsida, Selaginellales, Selaginellaceae.